AUGGCUCUCAUUCGUCCAGCGCACUCCGCUCCUCUGUCCAUGUACGCCCCUGACUGGUCAGAACGCCCUUGCUUUAUCCUCCGCGGCGCCAUGGUUGCAGGUGUUGGUUUGCCAGUCCGCAGUCCUCCUGCACCUGAUAGUCCCCUCCGUCCCACGCCAGUCCAAUCAUCGUCAUUGACUCUCCUCGGUCACUCCAUUUCAUUCAUCACAGCUGAUUCUAUCAUGAUCUUACGUUUCGCCCCAGCCAAACGGACGACGUUCCAAGAAUUCCCAUCAGGACAGGUGGCCGUUUCGAUUCUGCCUUGA
Molecule: messenger RNA, 306 nt
Organism: Penicillium paradoxum
Lineage: Eukaryota; Fungi; Ascomycota; Eurotiomycetes; Eurotiales; Aspergillaceae
Exons: 2
Coding region: 1-306 (101 amino acids)
Source: RefSeq, a predicted model, not a curated record